GAUAGUCAGCGUCUUCCCUCCUGAUGUGGGAGGUGAUCCACACGCGACGCUGAGGCAGCCACGCACGCAGAAUCAGUUUUCUACUGGGGUAGCCACUGGGCUAGAUGUCUAGACUCCAUUCUCCGAUGCAUAAUUCGUGUAGUCUCCAACUGUUCUCAAAAUCACUGCCGUUUUUUCCCUAGCGUAUAGCAGAGCCACAAGUGGUAGGGAAGGACAGACAAAAACAGGGAGAAUAGUGUUUUGCUGCAGCUUUACUAACAGUGGGAAUUAACUUUAAUAUAAGCGAAAAUAGCGGAGAAUGACCUCUUCUAGCAAGCGCAAAUACUGCAAAAUGGCAUUCAAAAACAGCUGAAAACACAAAGAAUAAUACCUCUCUCAUUAAGGGUGAUUGCAGGAAUAGCCCCUCAAGCUCAUCAACACCAAGUCUUUGCUCAGACAGAAGUGAGAGACAAAGUACAGACAAACAAACAGGCAAAGAAUAUGCAGACAGGCAAGAAGGCGAAGAGCUGACUGACGACUGUGCCCUUCAACAGGUGAAUAAGUGAAGACAAUGAAACAAAGGAGACAAACACUGCACUUUCCUUCUCCUUAUUGCCAUUCCGCAUGAAGGUAAAGCCUCCUGUCCCAUUAUCUCAUUGACAGGUAACAAGCACCAGGAGUGCAUAAUUUAUCGUGCCACGUCAGCCCUGCACCUGCCAUGAGGCUUUCUGAAGGGUGCCUGCUCGCCACCAGCCUUCUUCUCACGUUCGCCCACGAUGCUGACGGCGCCCCUCCUCAGGUUCAUCUGCCGCACAACGUUAUGGAGGAUGCGGAGACUAGUCAAGCCAUGACGACUGGCAACCGUCUGCUCCUGUGCGCGGAUCGCCGUGCAGACUGCCUCGUGCUGGCGCACGUGCUGCGUGACCCGCUGGUGCAAGAGAUGGUGCUGGAGGAUCUGGCCACAAUUCGCAGCAGGAUCGAGAAGUAUUUAGAGCAGAAAGCCCACUUGCAGAAAAGGACUUUCGAUUCUAUUUCCAGGAACACCGGCUUUGGAAGCACUAACCGUAAUUCCUGGGCAUCCUCUGGCAAUGAUCACCUGGCUUUCACCUUCGAGUCGUUGUUCCCAGCUAUCGCGCGAGGACUGAGGAGCACAAACUGAACAGCACCCGUUAUCUACUCGGGUGGACUUUUCUUGAAGCCUGGGUUGAUUCGCCUGAUGACGCAAAGAAUGAAAAAGAAGCAAAAUAACAUUUCAGUUAAAUUCUGGUAGCCUGCAAUGUCCUCGUAGUAAGGACCAUGGACACGUCACCGUCAACAUCCUCGCUACAUCAUCGACGACGUCUUCUUCCGACGCUCCUUUACUAUGUGUCCUCAUAGCUACUGCUUCUCUCUCUCUCUCCUGCUCGUAAAAACCCAAAUAAAAAAUAAAUAUCAAUCACAA
Molecule: messenger RNA, 1420 nt
Organism: Pomacea canaliculata
Lineage: Eukaryota; Metazoa; Mollusca; Gastropoda; Architaenioglossa; Ampullariidae
Exons: 2
Coding region: 698-1138 (146 amino acids)
Source: RefSeq, a predicted model, not a curated record